AUGCAAAGUCACCUGCUGUUGGUGGUGCUGCUUGUUGCGAUUGCCCUUUCCCCCAUAUGUGCACAUAAAGGGGAGGCAACCGCCAAGUACAGCUACAUAACCAGCAGAAGCAACGUACGAAUGAACGGAUUAAGAAAUUUUAAAAAGUGCAAAACGAAGUUGCUCCUUUCACCUGGUGAACACAACCAACACGGGAUCAGCAUCCCGUCCAUGUUACUCUCCAAAAGAAUCAUCUUCCUGUCAUCCCCAGUGUAUCCCCACAUAUCCGAGCAAAUAAUCUCACAGCUCCUCUACCUGGAGUAUGAGUCCAAAAGAAAACCAAUCCAUUUAUACAUUAACAGUACGGGUGAUUUAGAAAACAAUAAAAUUAUAAACCUUAAUGGAAUCACAGAUGUCAUAUCGAUCAUCGAUGUGAUAGAAUACAUUUCGUCUGAUGUGUACACAUACUGUUUGGGAAAGGCGUAUGGUAUUUCCUGCAUUUUGGCUAGCAGUGGAAAAAAGGGGUUCCGAUUUUCCCUCAAAAAUUCGUCCUUCUGCUUGAACCAAUCCUACUCGGUUAUCCCAUUCAACCAAGCCACCAACAUUGAAAUACAGAACAAGGAAAUUAUGAAUACGAAAAGGAAGAUCGUGGAGAUUAUUGCUAACAACACGGGGAAGGAGAAGAGUCACAUCGAGCAAAUUUUGGAGAGGGACAGAUACUUCAGCGCUACGGAGGCUGUGGAGUUCAACCUGGUGGACCAUAUCCUCGAGAAGGAACACAUUACAAACGUGACCGUCUUACCCCCGCCCCCGGAAAAGAUGCUCGCAAAAAGGCUUCUUCUAAGCGCGCGCUCAUCGCCGAACAUUGCCAAGUACAACUCGCUCAAGAAAAGAGGGUCAAUCGCCUGGACCAGGAAACUCUCCUCCUCGCGCGAACGAAACACCAAUUUUGACAAAAAAAAAGCACAAAAUGGGAAGAAAGAUAUCAAGUCGAUUGACCACCCGGUAGACGAAAAACCAUCUAACUCUCACCAGCGCGAUGGAGGGUCAGAAGGAGUAGUCUCCCACUUGGUAAGCAAAAAUGGAAAGAAACAAAUGGUAGGGGAACUGCCCAAGUUAGUGCUUACAAUUUUGCAGGAAAAAUCAUCCCCACAGUCAGAAAAAAAAAUGCUAAUAGAUCAGUACAAACAAAUUGUAUGUGAACGUUUGGAAGGGGGAUCACAGAAUAGUGCUGACAAAAAGGACGCCCUCAAUUUUGGGGACAUUUUUGCCACCCUGUAUUUGUGUUACGUGGAAAAGAUAUUCGACUUGGACUUCGUGACAAAAGUGAAUGCCGCGCUGGAAGUGCUGCUCAGGGGGGUGGGUAACAGAAACGAUCAAAGCGAUCAUCGUGGUAAACGUGGUGAAUGUGAGAAAGACGUGCUGAAUGAAGCCACAAUGAACCACUGCAUAAUGAUGUUCCACUACUUAUCCUCUUUAAAUGUAAAAAAUGUAACAUUGUGCAACCAGGUGAGAGACUAUAUUGUAAACAACGAGGUGCCCCCCCUGGUCAUCUACCAUUACCUGGAAUGCCUCAGCCUGCUAGCCGACUCGACCGACAGAAAAGGCAAAAGUAGUCUGCGCGAUUACGUUGUGCCCGUCGUAGAAAUCUUCCUGGAAAACUUUUACAACUUCAACAAUUACCUUGUGUUGUGCAUUCUGCAUUUUCUACAUAAACUGAGCUUUAUGGACGCAGAACUGUUUCUCCUGCUGACAAGGAAGAUAAAUAAAAAUGUGUAUCGGGAGAAUGCGAACCGCUUUGAGUUGUGCUUGCUGGCGCGUACAUACGCGCGGUACAAAAAGGAAAACAUCACUUUUAAUAAUUACCUGUGUGAAGAUUUGUUGCGCAGCUUGACCAAGUAUGAGGAUAACAUUCAGAGCGACGAGGAUAGCCCCGUUAGCAGUGCGCAUAGCAGCCAAGUUAGGAACCAAGAUAGCAGCACUCUUGACGAUUUUUCCCCCUCGCUGGAAAGCCAACCCGGGAACGCCCCCGACGUGAUCGAAAUUGAAAACGUGAACCGGCAGAACUACCCCCUGUUCAAGCACCCCCUGUACAACGACGGGUUGAACUUCUACGUCUUCUUCGUUGACGCCAAGACAACCAACAGGGAGAAAUGCUUUGAACGGAAAAAUAAUUUAAACUUGACUUUUGUAAACGAUAAUGCUAAGGAGGAAGGGCCCCAAGAAACCAGUGCACGUAUGUCCGAGUGGCACAAGCUAUUCCUCUACGAUGAGUACAAAGAGAAGGAUAUAAAAAACGAACCAUUCGUUAAAUUGGAGGACACGCAAAAGGGGGAUCGACAAAUGGUUGAAGCGUACAAUCAGUCUUUAGCAGAAAAUCUGCACUUUCAAUUUAGCCAUAAGAAAAUUGCACAACUGUUUGAACAGGUGAGCGAACAUAUGGAUAACAUGAAAGUUGACCUAGCGACCGAUGUGGAGGCACCCACAGAAAUGAAUGAAGAAGCUGUUCACCAGUACAGGAAAAAAAUUCUUUAUAUUGAAAAUUAUUACAUUGGUCAUAUAUUUCACAUAGUAGACUCUUUGCUAGCUUUGAAGGCACACCACAAUUGCGCCACAUUCAAAAAAAUGGAAAAUAAAAUUCUGAAUGCCAUAAAAAAUAAUGAACUGUACAUAAUUGACAAUUUUGACAGCGACGAAAUUAAAAGCCUCUUAAUUUUUUUAUCACACACAAAUAGGAAUUACAAAGAGGCAUUUAUUUACGGCCUGACGCAUCGAAUGGUGGAUCUGUAUAUUAAUAACCUGUGCCAGCCCAGCACAUUGUCCACAUUUUUUUAUUUUUUGUUGAAUUUUACAAAGCACAGAGUUGUUAAGAAGAACAGAUUUAACCACACCAUAAGGAAUGUCGUAUAUAAUAGCUAUUCCUGGUUGAAUGACAAUAAAAGCGUUUUAAAUCUGACCGCGGGUAUCGAUGCGACGAACGGGGAGGAAAAAGAAAACAGUGACACACGUCGCGUUAUCAAAGCGAAAAAUUACUCCCUGCUCCAAGUUCUCUCCAUGCAUGUGUGCAAAAAUGUCUAUUUUAUGAGCCUCUCAACGCUAGCCUCCCUACUCAGAUCAAUGUCCUACUUGUUCUUCAACGAUGCUAAUUUUUUUAAUGUGUUCAUCCCUUUAUUUAUGAAGCACAUGGCGGAUCUGAGCAACGUAGAUAUUUUGAACAUAACUCAGGCCUACAACAAGCAAAAGAUUCAAAACAAAUAUUUCUACUACUUGCUGGCAAAGCAGUACCAGAGCAACCGUUCGGAGGAAACGAAAAAUGCUGACCAGAAAAUUAGGCUAAUUGGCUAG
Molecule: messenger RNA, 3324 nt
Organism: Plasmodium coatneyi
Lineage: Eukaryota; Apicomplexa; Aconoidasida; Haemosporida; Plasmodiidae
Product: ATP-dependent Clp protease proteolytic subunit
Exons: 3
Coding region: 1-3324 (1107 amino acids)
Biological process (GO): protein quality control for misfolded or incompletely synthesized proteins
Cellular component (GO): endopeptidase Clp complex
Molecular function (GO): serine-type endopeptidase activity; ATPase binding; ATP-dependent peptidase activity
Source: RefSeq, a predicted model, not a curated record